This is a messenger RNA of Zalophus californianus (California sea lion), 4142 nucleotides long. It is a transcript of the gene NPBWR1, whose product is annotated as neuropeptides B and W receptor 1. Gene Ontology annotation, cellular component: membrane; neuron projection. Gene Ontology annotation, biological process: neuropeptide signaling pathway. Gene Ontology annotation, molecular function: neuropeptide binding; neuropeptide receptor activity. The transcript has a single exon. The record is from RefSeq and is a predicted model, not a curated record. The coding region runs from base 102 to 1100 and encodes 332 amino acids. NCBI's taxonomy places the organism in Eukaryota, Metazoa, Chordata, Mammalia, Carnivora, Otariidae.
CUUGGAGCGCAGGUCAGCGCAGACGCCGGCUGGGGAAACUGCGAGCCUCGCAGGGCGUUGGUGGAGGAAACGGGGUCGCCGGCCCCACUGCCCUCGCCGACAUGCACAACGCAUCAUUCUCGGAGCUAGGGCCAGCCAACACGUCGUGCUUGGGCCCUGCGCUGGGCUGCCCCAACGCGUCGAGCCCGCCGCCGCCGCCGCUGCCACUGCCGCCGCCGCUGGCGGUGGCGGUGCCCGUCGUCUACGCGGUGAUCUGCGCAGUGGGGCUGGCUGGCAACUCGGCAGUGCUGUACGUGCUGCUGCGGGCGCCCCGCAUGAAGACCGUCACCAACCUGUUUAUCCUCAACCUGGCUAUCGCCGACGAGCUCUUCACGCUUGUGCUGCCCAUCAACAUCGCUGACUUCUUGCUGCAGCAAUGGCCCUUCGGGGAGCUCAUGUGCAAGCUCAUCGUGGCCAUCGACCAGUACAACACAUUCUCCAGCCUUUACUUCCUCACGGUCAUGAGCGCCGACCGCUACCUGGUAGUGCUGGCCACAGCCGAGUCGCGCCGGGUGGCUGGCCGCACGUAUAGCGCCGCACGCGCUGUGAGCCUGGCCGUGUGGGGGCUCGUGACGCUGGUCGUGCUGCCCUUCGCGGUGUUCGCCCGGCUCGACGACGAGCAGGGCCGGCGCCAGUGCGUGCUGGUCUUCCCGCAGCCGGAAGCCUUCUGGUGGCGGGCGAGCCGCCUCUACACGCUUGUGCUCGGCUUCGCCAUCCCCGUGUCCACCAUCUGCGUCCUCUACAGCAUCCUGCUGUGCCGGCUGCGCGCCAUACGGCUGGACAGCAACGCCAAGGCUCUGGACCGCGCUAAGAAGCGGGUGACUCUCUUGGUGGUGGCGAUCCUGGCCGUGUGCCUCCUCUGCUGGACGCCCUACCACCUGAGCACCGUGGUGGCGCUCACCACUGACCUCCCGCAGACGCCGCUUGUCAUCGCGCUCUCCUACUUCAUCACCAGCCUGAGCUACGCCAACAGCUGCCUCAACCCCUUUCUCUAUGCCUUCCUAGACGACAGCUUCCGCAGGAGCCUCCGCCAGCUGCUGGCCUGCCGCGCUGCCGCCUGACAUCCUCCCGCCCCCCUCCGCGCGCCCUGCGCCCCAGUCCUGCCCGCUCUAGCCCCGGCCGGUGCAGAGGGAGCGGGCGCCCGCGGCGCUCUGGAGGCUUCCCUGAGCUGCAGUCUCCUGUCCCCAACCCCGAAAACUUGCUAAAGAUGCAGAUUCUUGGGCUCCGGUUCAGACAUAGGGAAUCGGACGCGCUAGGGCUGCGCCCUCAAUUUGAAUUUGCCAAGCCCUCCAGAUGAUGCAAGAGCACACUAAGUAUAAGGACUGUUGAGUCUGAGAACCCAGGCGGAACUCUCUCUAAUCCCAAAGGGCACCGAGUUGACCCCCGAAUUUGACAGGGGAGGGCAGGAAGAGGGGAGAAGGGCGGCAGUGGUCCUGGGAACCCCCUGCCGGUCCCCCCCCCUCCACCCGCCCAGAGCCUUCGCAACCCAGGCUCUAGGUGGAGCCCUCUGCGCUAUCCCGGAAUGCGGGGAGGCGGGGAUGGGGGUGGUGUCUAGAAGAGGCUCGAGGAUACCCCCAGGCGUCGGCUCCGCGCUCGCCCUGCACCUUGCUACUUCGGUUUCCGGCAGCGACUGCCCGCGCCUUUGCUCAAAACUGGCGAGCAGCCUGGUCAGGACCUUUAGCGCCUCUCCGCUCGUCCUAAUCGCUGGGGAAAAGGGUCAAGGCUCCUGGGUUCGGCGCCCAGCGCUCUAAGGUGCAGGGGGUCUCGUGGAGGGCGCGGGAGUGUAUGUGCAUGCGUGUGUAUCUAGCGGGAUUGGGUGAAGGUGGUUGGAGCUUGGCUGUGACUACCUACAAUGGUGAUGAGAACAGUGAUAAUCCCCCCUUCCUGUUUUAGCUCCUUUUCUCUCUGCUUUUCCUUUUCCCUACUCCUACUUUUUGUUGAAAAUGCUCCACCACUCUCAGACUUUGGGGGAACCCAGCUCGCACUGCUGGGAAAGGCCUGGAACCGGGAGUCUCCCAGGCGCGCGGUUGUGGCGCCCCCUUGCGGGGCCUGCUGCCCGGCCCCGAGCCUCCGAAAAUAGAGCUCUGCACAUGCUAAAUGGCAUCUUAACACCUCUGGGUUACCAGUCCUCGCCGCUUUCCACAAUUGACCAGUACUGCUAUGUCCCUUUGCCCCAGGUGAUCUCUCAUACGGCUUGGACCAGUUCGUUGCAAAUCUUCGUGCAUUGUUUUUCGGACUGAGAACUUUAUAAAUAUAUAUAUGUCCUAAUCUCACAAGUUUCUGUGAGGACCACAUGAAAGUGAAAUGUGUAUCCGUUCCUUCUAUCCCUUUCUCCUCAUAUUCUUCAUCCCUUUCGCCUGAAGGAGAGCCAGGAAGCUGAAAUGACUGACAUCUUCAUAUUUUCCUCUAUUGGGUUCCUUUCCACAGGAAGCUAUUCCUUAGUGCUAGUCCGGUGAAUCUGGUAAAUAAUCUAGUUCUGUAAUCACAAGGGAGCCUGGCCAGCACCCUAUCUUUAUUUUUAUCUUCACUUAAGGGAGACAAAAAUGGAUUAAGAGAGGACUGAGGCUUAGGUUUACCCAACCAUCUGCAGUUUACACCUCAGACAUGAGAGCAGAGCCUUAACCAGACUAUAGCCCUUGAUUACAGUGUUUCAAAGGGUUAGUUUUUCUUUGGGAUUAAUUCCAAACAGGAAUGAAAAUUUAUAGAAAUGCUUGUUUCUUAUAGUGCAGUGUUAGGUGCGAAAAAGAGUGUGAGUGUUCCCGGCAGGUUUUGCUUGCUUUGUUUGAUGUGCGUGACUCAAUUUCUCAAUUAUUUAGGUACAAAAUAUCUUUUAAAGUCUAUAGAAGGAACUGAAUGGAGCACCAGGUGUUAUACGCAAACAAUGAAUCAUGGAACACUACAUCAAAAACUAAUGAUGUAAUGUGUGGUGAUUAACAUAACAUAAUAAAAUAAAAAAAUAAAAAAUAAAAAUAAAGUCUAUAGAAGGGAAAAAGUCUCCUUUGGGUGGGAGAAAGCAAACUCCCUUUCUGAUUUUAGUGAAUGAGAAUUGAUUCCUUAGCCCUCAGUGUUAUUAGUAACAGUAAUUCAUAGCUAUCAGUUAAAAAAAUGUAAAUUUAGAAACCUUCUACCUCUAGUAAUCAAUAAUAGUAAAUUGUGCAAAAUACAGCUUUGUUUUUUUAUGUCUCCAUUGCAUUUUGAAUGUUGUACCUUUGAGCAGUCCUUUGCUGGUGGGCUUCAGAGACCUCUUGGAAUUCAUUGCAGUAUCUUUCAAAUUUCUUGGAAACAUUUUAUUGAUUUUCUUUAUGAUUCACAAAAUUCUUUUAUGAAUCAGUACUUUUUUUAAAAUUAAAGUUUUAAGCUUAGAGUAACUGCCACAUUAUCUAAGGUGAUGGACAAAGAGUCAAGUGGAUAUUUGGCCACAAACACAGCCAGUUGCAAUCAUGAGGAUUUGAAACCUCAUCUGUUUUCAUAAACAGAUAGCUGUACUUUGAUAUUCUCUGGACACAGAGUGGGGGACAGCUGAGUGAUCCAUCUGUCUACUGUGUCAUCCUGGCCACAGAUUCACCUGGGGGCUGUCUCAGAAUCUUGGAGAGGACUGUUGGAAAAGAUGGACUGACAUCGCUGUGUUGGCUACAGCGAGGCAUGGGUAGGGGUCCUAGUAUGGUAUGUGGGGGAUUAGGACUCAGUUCAGUUUCACCCCGGCUUUCUAAGUCAUUGUAUAAACUAUUGUGUUGUCAUUUCUAGGUUGUUGCCUUCAUAUUAGCAUGUAGAAAUCCAAACUGUAUGUCUCAGCCUUCCUUUUUAUGCCUUAGGUACUAGGUAGAAUAAAAAACAGCCAUGUACAAAUAGAUUUUACUUACAUCAUUCUAUUGCAAAUGAUGUCUUAACUCUGUGUGGAAUUCUUGCAGUCUUUGUGUAAACUAUGUUGUUUGGUUAUACCAUUUCUGAUGUUUAAAAAUGUUUAUUUGGUUUUAGUUAUCUUUUACUAAGAUAUGUAACUACUUUACUAGUUAUGUAAUGUGUGUGCUUCAUCUUUCGCUUGAGAAAUGCAAACAUGCUGCUAGUCCAUACUGAGAGAAGCUCAGUUUAAAAUAAAAGCUGAA